Molecule: messenger RNA, 1110 nt
Organism: Salvia hispanica
Lineage: Eukaryota; Viridiplantae; Streptophyta; Magnoliopsida; Lamiales; Lamiaceae
Source: RefSeq, a predicted model, not a curated record
AUGGAGCAAGGUAUUGAUUUGGAAGUAAUGAAGGAAGAUUUGUUUACAAAUCUGCCGGUGGAGUUGACUAGAGAUAUCAUGAGAAGAGUCUCAAUUAGUAGUAUUUUAAACUGCAUGGAUGUUUGCAAAUCAUGGCGCGAUCUGAUAGACGAGGAUGAGUUUAAGGCCUCAUAUACUUCGAGACGAUGUCUCGCUUUCUCUUAUGAAGACAUUUACAUCGUGUGGGAUGACAAGGCGUGCGAGCCACUUUUCCGAUUCUGGAUGUCUCCUCCAUACAUUAAACAUCAAAGUAGUGUUCGCUAUCGUGUUGUAGUUGAUUCAACUGAUGGUUUGCUUUUGGUGAGGGAUGGAAGAUCUAAUAUUCUUUUCGUAUGCAAUCCAUUGACUUGUGAAUAUGUCGUGCUUCCUCCACUGCCUACGUUUAGCCGUAGGUGCAUGUUUGGAUUCGGAGUUAGCAGAAUAAGUGGGCAAUAUAAGAUUUUAUGUGGUGAAGAAUCCGGGUCAUGUCAUGUAUACACACUAGAAGGAGAAGGGUCGUGGAGAAGCAUCUCAACCCUAGCACCGGGCGGAUCUACAGUACCUGGUGCAAUUGCUGCAUUUGUUAAUGGAAAUCUUCACUGGUUGGCGUCUGAUUCCGAGGAGAAUCACUUGGUUUGUUGCUUUGAUCUUGAAACCAAGCUCUUUACCAGUUUUUCCCUUCCUCCUCGAGUUAGUGAUAAUGACAUACUUGACGAAUAUUGGUUGUGUAUAUUGGAGGGUCGGCUGUGUUUAUGCGAUCAUUUAAACGGUUAUGGUGUCGUUAUCCUGUGGACGAACAAUUCUAGGGAUAAGAAUGAUUGGGUAAAAGAAUAUACCACCCACCUACCACAAGAUAUCAAAGGACAUGUUUUCCCCCUCAAAGUGUUGGAUAAUGGUGACUUGUUGUUCGCAAUGAAAGUUUAUAAUCGUCUAUUCAACUUCUCCAAAAACACUAAAGAUGUCGUGACACAUAGUCAUGUUCAACGUUCGAUCUAUGAUUAUGCCAACAUUGCUAUAUAUACCCCAAAUUUUCUUUCGCUUAAAGCUAUGGGGAUUCACAAUGUUCAGUCACUAACAUAUAUGCACUACUAA